AUGAGGACUGUUCACAGUGUUAUCAAAAGGACCCCUAGGAAAUACCUAGCUGAGAUUGUCAUGAUAGAUGACUACAGUAACAAAGAUCAUUUAAAGGGAAGGUUGGAAGAAUAUGUCAAACAAUGGAAUGGCCUGGUUAAGGUUUUUAGAAAUGAACGUAGGGAAGGUCUGAUUCAAGCUAGAAGCAUUGGCGCUCAGAAAGCCAAGAUAGGACAGGUUUUAAUUUAUCUAGAUGCACACUGUGAAGUGGGAAUUAAUUGGUAUGCACCAUUAAUAGCCCCCAUAGCCCAUGACAGAACCGCAUGCACUGUACCUCUGAUAGAUGUCAUAGAUGGCAACAAUUAUCAUUUAUUACCGCAAGGGGGAGGUGAUGAAGAUGGGUAUGCUAGAGGAGCAUGGGAUUGGAGUAUGCUAUGGAAACGGGUGCCCUUGACCAAAAAAGAGAAGGAAAUGAGAAAAACAAAAACUGAGCCAUAUCGGUCACCUGCCAUGGCUGGAGGAUUGUUUGCAAUUGAGCGAGAUUACUUUUUCGAGCUUGGUCUGUAUGAUCCAGGUCUUCAGAUCUGGGGUGGAGAGAAUUUUGAAAUCUCCUACAAGAUCUGGCAGUGUGGAGGAAAGUUGUUGUUUACACCUUGUUCACGUGUGGGGCACAUCUAUCGCUUACAAGGGUGGCAAGGAAACCCUCCCCCCGUCUACGUGGGAUCAUCGCCAACACUGAAGAACUAUGUCAGAGUUGUGGAAGUCUGGUGGGAUGAAUACAAGGAUUACUUUUAUGCCAGUCGUCCAGAAACAAAAGCCUUGGCCUAUGGAGACAUCAGUGAACUGAGGAAAUUUAGAGAAGACCACAACUGCAAAAGUUUCAAAUGGUUCAUGGAGGAAAUUGCCUAUGAUAUCCAUGAACACUAUCCUCUACCACCGAAAAAUGUAGAAUGGGGAGAGGUGCGAGGUUUGGAUACCAAUUACUGCAUAGACAGCAUGGGGCACACUAAUGGAGGAAUUGUGGAAAUUGGAGCCUGUCACAGAAUGGGUGGAAACCAGCUUUUCCGAAUUAAUGAAGCUAAUCAAUUCAUGCAGUAUGACCAGUGUCUCAGUAAAGGGCCAGAUGGAUCGAAAGUUAUGAUUACACACUGUAAUUUAAAUGAAUACAAAGAGUGGCAAUACUUCAAGAACAUACACAGAUUUACCCAUAUCCCUACCGGAAAAUGCCUGGAUCGCUCGGAGGUUCUUCACCAAGUGUUCUUGUCAGACUGUGACUCCAGCAAAUCAUCCCAGAAGUGGGAAAUGAACAACAUCCUUAGUGUAUAA
This is a messenger RNA of Staurois parvus, 1305 nucleotides long. NCBI's taxonomy places the organism in Eukaryota, Metazoa, Chordata, Amphibia, Anura, Ranidae. The record is from the annotation of a GenBank genome assembly.